GGUAAGGAGGCGCAUGCGCAGAUGACUUCACAUCAACCGUGAGUUCGACUGGCAUAUAAAACUCGCGCUGGCGGAGUCCGCUGGAAUUAGCCUACUGUAGUCUGUGGCACCGAAACUCUCCGCUUCCUCAGUGGACGCCUGAUAACUGGCUCUCAUUACUAACGAGACACAUUUAACUGUCUUGGCAUCUUGUUGGAGUUGGAUAAGAGAUGACGGGUCCCUAGCGACGCUAAAGGGUGGCCUGAAUCUCGACCAAAGAGAAAUAACAACUGAAGACAACAUUCGAAGUUGGCAUGAAGCAGCGCGCUUCGUAACGCAUUCAAUCUAAGAAGAUUUAUGUCCAGGAUUAUAGCUCGGAUUCUCUCAGAUUUCUCCCGUAUGACUAUAUCUUAAAUAGAAGAUCCACCUGGUUCAUUUGAAGUGUUUUGGAAGACAGUUUGUGUCGUGAUGAACUCCAGGAGCACGUUGGUUCCAGCAGUGGUGCUGUCCAGCGUCCUGCUCCUUCACUUCGCUCCUUUGUGUGUUAAUGGUGGCAGUUCAUUUAUCUCCAAUUCUACUGGCACUAAUUCCUCAGACCUGAAUGGGGUGGGGCUUAAGUCUGCACUUCCUGGUGAAGUCACACCUAUUGCCCAGGCCCAAGUUCACUCUCGAAAACCACGAGCUGGAGAAGAGUCAGGCAGCGGUGGAGAAACCUCAACCAGUACUGUUGAUUCAGCCGAAAGGGAACGCCUCAUUGAUCUGACGAUAGAUGGCAUGGCUGCCCGGCUGGCCACGCUGGCUGAACCCCGGACACGUGGCCUGUCCCAGCUGGAUUUUAGCGAGGAGAGAAUCGAGGACAGCGCCCCGCGCUGGAAGAGCGAGAGACUACAAGCAGAUGGGACGUUGUUAGAUCCUGUCACGAGUCCUGCUCCUGAGUCCACCUCUUCCCAACCAGAAGAAGUUAUCACGGUGAAUUUUUACAAUCCUUCUCACCAACAGCAUGUGCUUGAUCCUCCUGCUUGGGUUCAGGAGCUCCAGGGUGGAGAUCCAACUUCCUGGACCCUUUCUGAUUUUUAUGAUUAUCUGUCACCUGACUAUUCGCCCACUGAAGUUUACCUAGAGGAAAGCCAACCAACGCCACCUGACAUGGAAGAUGAAAAUGUUCUUCUCAUAGCCAGCGCAGUUCCCUCCAACACUAAAGUUAUCACCUCUGAUGAUGGAUCUGGAGAAACUUCACCUGGAGCAUCAGAUGUGCUCAACUCGGGUUGUCUCUAUGGAUUUGUGCAUUAUAAUGGCACAUGUAUCUCGUCAUGCGACAUCUUCCCCAGUUACUGCUUCAAUGGAGGACAGUGCUAUGUGGUUGACGGUAUUGGAGCUUUUUGCCGGUGUAACAUUCAGGAGUAUAUCUGGAACAAGGGCUCCAGGUGCGAGUCGGUCAUUUCAGAUUUCCAAGUGAUGUGUAUAGCAGUGGGCGGAGCUGCCAUCAUGUUGCUCCUCCUCUUCAUGGUUGUAGUCUUUUUCUCCAAGAGGAUGCACGUGCUUAAGACUGAAAACAGACGACUUUGCAAGCACAGUAAGUUCCGCCCAAAGUCGGAGCAGCACAUCGAUAACUUCUCGCUGUCCACCGUCGCAGAGGGCUCUCAGGCAAAUGUAAGGAAACUGUGUGACACCCCGACUAACCUCCCCCAUGCCCGUGCUUUGGCUUACUAUGAUAACAUUAUGUGUCAGAAAACCAUGAGCAGAUACACGUGGGAAUAUAAACCUAAAGAAGAUCCCUGCAGCGAGGAUUGCACUUGCAAAGAAGAUCCAUGCAAAUGUCCCCCUAAAGAGGAUGAGUCUUUGAACAACCAGAACUUGCUCACGCCAAAACUGGAAAACGACACGGCCGCCACAGAAGACAAUGCGGAGGAGGUAAAUUCAAUGCAGAACAACAUGAACAACGUGUAGUAACACCCUUUUGCCACAAGCUGGCGCUAUGACUGUAGCAAGACACACAUUUGACACCUUGAAAUUACUAAAAUACCCUAAUUAGUGGACUAAACAUUGACAUGGCACUCUUCCUUGCAUUCACCUCAAGAUGGCUCAGUGUGGGCUUCAAAACACACAAACGAAGCACUGAACUAGCAUGCUAACUUAUGUUUGUACUCUGUCAUCACACGGUGGAGUUCCUACCGCCAGAGUACCUUACCAGCACAUUGGCGUUGCCACAUUCACCUUGUCCUUGCUUGCUGUGCCUGCUGAUGUCACGCUGCUUCGUGUUAUGUCAAGCUUUGUACUGUGUUCCGCUAAGUCACGCUACGCUAUGAAAUGCUUCACCCACAACCCAAAGGUUUAGCCGCCAGGUUUUCAACCUUUGACCUUCAGUCUUCACCGCUGUCACCUUCUGAACUCCUGUCUGUCCUGCCUUACUCAAGUCAGCAUGCAUUGGUUUUCUUUCGAAUAAAAAAAAACAAAAAACAAAACGUCUGUGGGAAAUAACGUAGCUAUUUAGACUGUGUAAAAAAAAAAAAAUUCUGAGAUAUGUAGAUGUUUGUUGACUUAUUCAGUGCGUAUGUCUGAAUAUAUAUACAAAUACUGCUUGGAUUAAUAUUUAUGUGCAGUAUCAUACAGUUUUAAUGCUCAUUGUGUCUUUAAACUAAUUGAUUUCUAAUUAUUU
Messenger RNA from Sinocyclocheilus rhinocerous, 2635 nucleotides. Its product is annotated as chondroitin sulfate proteoglycan 5-like. The transcript is spliced from 6 exons. The coding region runs from base 448 to 1926 and encodes 492 amino acids. Gene Ontology annotation, biological process: cell projection morphogenesis. Gene Ontology annotation, cellular component: synapse. The record is from RefSeq and is a predicted model, not a curated record. Lineage: Eukaryota; Metazoa; Chordata; Actinopteri; Cypriniformes; Cyprinidae.